Molecule: messenger RNA, 6065 nt
Organism: Parasteatoda tepidariorum (common house spider)
Lineage: Eukaryota; Metazoa; Arthropoda; Arachnida; Araneae; Theridiidae
Gene: Kap-alpha1
Product: karyopherin alpha1
Biological process (GO): protein import into nucleus
Cellular component (GO): cytoplasm
Molecular function (GO): nuclear import signal receptor activity; protein binding
Source: RefSeq, a predicted model, not a curated record
AUUUUUUGAAACAUAUUAAUAUUUUUUUGAAGCUUUUGUAAAAAAAGAAACAAAUAUCGUGUUUAACUCUUUAGGCCUAGAAUUACCGAUUGAUAUUGGUGGCCGUCUCGGAGUUAUAUGUCGGAGACAUCGUUAUUUCUAGAAAUCACGAGCUAUUGGUAUGUAUUAUUCAUUAAAUAUUUUGAAUAUUUUCAUUUAAAGCAUUUCCUUUUCGAUCAUAUAAUUUCUCAAAAUUCCUAUAUCAUCAUGUCUCAACACAGAUAUCGUUAUAAAAAUAUUGGUUUGGAUGCCCAAGAGCUUCGAAGACGCAGGGAAGAAGAGGGUGUUCAAUUAAGGAAGCAAAAGAGAGAGAGUGAGUUAUACAAACGGCGAAACUUAACGAGUACGGACGAUAAUAUACAAGAUGGAGAAAUUUCAACUUCUAUGAUGCAAGAUGACUGUCCUUCAUCUGCACCUCAAGCUGGAAUCACAAGUGAAAUAAUAUCAGCUUUGUAUAGUGAUGAUGUUCAGCAGCAAUUGUUUGCAACACAGAAAUUCAGAAAACUUCUUUCUAGAGAGCCAAAUCCUCCAAUUGAUGAAGUCAUUCAGACAGGAAUUGUUCCCCGUUUUGUGGAGUUCUUGAAACAUAAUGAAAAUUCUACUCUUCAAUUUGAAGCUGCUUGGGCAUUAACAAAUAUAGCAUCUGGUACUUCUCUACAAACCAAAAUUGUUAUAGAAGCAGAAGCUGUACCUGUAUUUAUACAAUUACUUGACUCUGAGUAUGAUGAUGUUCAAGAACAAGCCGUAUGGGCUCUGGGCAACAUAGCUGGUGACAGUCCUGAAUGUAGAGAUUAUGUGCUUGAACAAGGGAUUUUGAUGCCUCUUCUGCAGUUACUAAGCAAAUCAAUAAGAAUGUCUAUGACCAGGAAUGCUGUAUGGACUCUAUCUAACCUCUGUAGAGGAAAAAAUCCACCUCCUAAAUUUGAACAGAUAUCACCUUCCUUGCCAGUUCUAUCAAGGUUACUCUUCCACUGUGAUGCUGAUGUCUUAUCUGAUGCUUGUUGGGCUCUGUCUUACAUCUCUGACGGUCCUAAUGAGAAAAUUCAAGCUGUGAUUGAUGCUGGUGUUUGCCGAAGAUUAGUUGAAUUACUCAUGCAUAACAAUCAAAGUGUAGUUUCUGCAGCUCUGAGAGCGGUUGGAAAUAUUGUAACAGGAGAUGACAUACAAACUCAAGUCAUACUGAAUUGCAACGCUCUGCCGUAUUUGCUGCAACUUUUAUCAUCUCCUAAAGAAAAUAUCAGAAAAGAAGCUUGUUGGACGAUAUCUAACAUCACUGCUGGUAAUAGACAGCAGAUACAGGCAAUUAUUGAUGCAAACAUCUUCCCAGUUUUAAUUGAAAUCUUAAGUAAAGCAGAAUUCAAAACAAGAAAAGAAGCUGCAUGGGCAAUAGCUAAUGCCACAUCUGGAGGAUCACCAGAACAAGUGAGAUACUUAGUUGAACAGCAAUGUAUACCACCUUUAUGUGAAUUGUUGACAGUGUUAGAUACAAAGAUUAUCCAGGUUGCACUAAAUGGCCUUGAAAAUAUAUUGAGGUUGGGAGAACAAGAUGCAAAAGCACAGGGCACUGUCAACCCUUAUGCAGUGAUGAUUGAAGGGUGCUAUGGUUUGGACAAGAUAGAAUUCCUACAAUCACAUGAAAACAUGGAAAUCUACCAGAAAGCUUUUGACAUGAUAGAGCAUUAUUUCGGCCUGGAUGAAGAAGAUUCACAUCUAGCUCCUCAAGUUGAUCCAGCUAAUCAACAGUUUCAGUUCAAUGCUCCAGAUCAAAAUAUGCCCAUGGGAGGCUAUAGCUUUUAAAAUUAUUAAAUUAAUUUCAUAUUAAAUUAUAAAAAGAAACUGCUGUAGCGAAAUUUCUUUAAUUCAAUCAUUUGCUGAAACAUAUGUUUUAUUACUCUCUGAGAAACUUACAGUAUGAACAUGUCAGUCUCAAACCAAAAAGAAAUAACUCAGCUUCUUUUAUGAUGAUCAGUUUUUAUAAUGCCAGGAAAGCUUUUCGUUGAGGAAUAAUAGAGUUCCGAUUGUUGAGGAAAUAUGAGAGUUAUGAAAUCCACAUUGACUUUAUUUUCUUUGUAAAAAUGACUAUGAUGACAUUCUCUUUUUUUUUUUUCAAGUGAAUCUUUUUCUUGGCGUUUAAUGUGAUAUUAUAUUAAAACAUUUUUGUUGUCUAACAAAUAAAUGUUUAAUUUAAAUGGCUAAAAACGUGUAUAUACUUUAUCAAUUUGCCCUCGGUGGUAAGUUGAGAUAACCAAAUAAAAUAAACUUUAAAAUGAUAGUAUCAAUAUAUAUAAGUUUACUAAAUAAAAUCAACUUGAAAUUGGUUAUGCCAGUUCAGUUAUUAUAUAAUAAAAUAAGCUUUAAAUUGAUUUUGUCAAUUUUAGUUUAUACGAAUAAAGUAAGCUUCAAAUUGGUAAUGUCAAUUUUAAUUCAGAUUAAUGAAAUAUGUAAGCUAUAAAUUUGUAACUUUUUAAUUGUUAGUACUAAUUCACAAAUUUACAUAAUUAGCUUUGAAUAAUUGGCUAGACCUACUUGCAAAUAUAAGUUCAAGUAUAUAAAGGAAGUACGCUUUGAAUUAGCUACUUAUUAUUUGAUUACACCUACUUGUGUAUGAUACACAUAUAAAUAAAACUUCUUUAAUAAUUUAAAAGAUUUUGAAAAAAGAAAGUUUUCACCUUAAAGAUUUGCUCUGAAGACUACUUUAGGAACAUAAUACUGUCCAUUUAUAAAGGCAACAUAAUUUUAAUAACAAUGCCUCAAAGCCUAAGCUCAGUAAAGACUAUCACUAAUAAUAUAACCUGAUUUUUUUUAAUAGAUAUGCUUGAAUUUUAAUUUUUAUACUAAAAUUGUGUUUUAUUUUUAAACCUCUGUGCAUAUAUAUUUAAAUUUUUUGAAAUGAUUGGGUAGAUAGUUGCUGGAAACUCCAUUAUAAUUUUUCUGUUCUAUUUCUAAAUGUUUCUGUGUAUUUUAUUUUGUUUCAAUUUGAGAAGAUUUUUUAACUUUUUCUGUGAUGUUGUAUAUAUGGAAUUUAUUGUAUUUGUAUUGUAAAUUACAGAAGUUUUUGCUUCAUUCCGGUCUAUAAUUAUUGUAGCAACCGGUUUGAUCAAUGGGAAUAUCUUUAUAAAUUGUGCAGAAAACUAGGGAUGCAUUCAUCGAUUCAUUCUAAGUUGAGAUUUAGGAAACGCUUUGUAUGCUAUUCUGCGUCGAUAAAGAAAAUAAAGAAAGAUGUUAAAAUUUUGUGGUUUGGUAUUUAAAAAAAACAUUCAGUAUGCGGUUUGCCUCUUAGGAAUUAGUAUAAGAAUUAUACCUCCACCACAAGCAAUAAAACAGGCAAAAAAUAACACAAUAUUUUGGAUCAUUUAAGGUUUUAUAAUUUUGUAUCUUUUUUGAAAAUAAUUUAAUUCUGGUAAAAAAAUUUCUGGGUGAGAUCAAUUAAAAAAAAGUAACAAUUUCUAACUAUGUGUCUUUUCUAAAAACAAUGUAUUUUUCAGUUCAAAUCAAAAUUUAGUUCUUUUUUUUUUCCUUGCAGAAAAAGAUCUAAAAUUUGGAAAUACAAAGUUUUUUUAUUUUUUUAAUAGUUACGUCUUUUGUUUGUUGAAGACUGUUCAAUUUGGAAUUUUUCACAAGCCUUAUUAUGUUUCCCUUUUCACAGUUAAGAAAAAAUCAUUUUAAUUUUGUCUAAAUUCCAUGAUUCUUAUAUUAUUAUUCAUAAAAGCUUAUUUUUAUUAUUAUUUUUGUCUUUUUUUUCUCUUUUUUUUCCAAAAUUUUAUAUUAGGGUGUCAAAUUUUAUUUACCACCAAUUAUUUACACAAAAUCUCAAAAUAUAUUAAAAAAAUAACAAUUUCUUCAAAAUUUGUUAACCAUUUCUCUAACAACAUUUCUUCACAAGGCAGAAGGCUCUCUUUUUACCAUGUCAGUUUCUUGAAAGUGGCAGAAUAGUAACAAAGUUCAUAGUUCUUGUUUCCUAAAUUUGCUGCGAUUAUUUUUGCUGUGGUUUCUUGCAUGGGAAAAGUCUGCAAGUUCCCAGUGGCAUCCCUGUAGUCUGUGGUUGAGUUACUGUGUGCAGUUAAACUAUUUUCAUAACACAUACACGCACACACAACACUACACAGAUAACAAGGUACACAACAUGAACAUGCUACUUUGACACAACACGAAACACAUAACAGACAAAAUGUCUCACUCUUUUUCUAAAGUUGAUGGAAUAGUCCUUCACAAGAGAUAAAUAUAUUUUAAAUCGAUUAUUUUUGAGAUAAUAAUCAUGCUUAGUCGUAGUAUACAAUGUCCAGUUGGGUUUGUUGUGUCGAAUUUCUGUAAGUUUUUAAUUCUAUUUAAUGUGCUUAGAAACUUGCAAAGUGUUUUAUUUAAAAAGGAAAAAAAAUGUGCAAUUAUAAUUUCUAAUUUAUUCUUUUUGUGUAAUUUUUUCUAUGUUUUGUUUCUAAAGAUAUAGAAAAAUUGUAAAAAAAACUUUUUUUUAUCGUGCAAUUAUAAUCUAUUUAUAAACUAAUCAUUUAUUAAGGUAUCCGACUAGGUUUGGCACUAUACCUUAUUGAAAAUAGCCUUAAUUAAAAUUUUCAGCAGGGAUUCUAACAUAAAUUUAAAGUGAAUUUUAUCAAAUAUUUUUUCAAAAUAAAAGCAAAUUUGAGAAUGUAAACUAAAAUUAUUUAAUGAACCAACAGCUCUACUACAAAUUAUGAUUCAUAAAUAUCUAAAUAAAUUUUUUCUAGAUCAAUUGCAUGAUUAUCCUGUAAUUCUUUUUAUUAUAAUAUGUGUUAGCGUAAAGAGAUUUUCUCAAAAUCAAUGUUUUUCUAGAAAUACAUUUAUAGUAUACAAUCGCUGUUCUGUUUCAUUUGUCAGGAACAACUGCAACUUCGAUUCUAAUGAUCAGAUAACACAAAAUUUAAAAAAAAUUGAGAAAGCUAAUGAACUAAAGUUUAAAUAUAGACUAUGAAAAAAUAGUCGAAAUUGCCGAUUUCCACCCAGUUGGAUACUUUAAAAAUUAUUUUACUCUACCAUUUAAUUAAGUUUUUGACCAGUUUUUUUUAAAUUUAAAUUAUUAUCUGACCUUAGCUAUGUCAACUAACCUUAUUAGUCGCCCCAUGAAACAAUUUUACUGAAAUAUUGUUUGUUAGCAAAUUUACACACAAAAUAGAUUUGUUUUUUAAAACAUUUUUAAGUUUUUUUUUUAUGUUUCAUGCUUUUUUUUUCCUGUGAGGAAGGGCACUCUUAAAUUGAUUAUAUGUGUAGGAAAAUUUCAGUGCAAUCUUACUUCAGAUCAAUUAUAGAGGAUUAAGAAAAUCAGGGGUUGUAAGGGUACGAUAUAACAGUUUGUCAACCAUAUGAAUUUCAAUAAAAAUUUACAUGAAAUUUGGCACUAUACACCCAAGAUAAUUAUACUCCUGUUUUAUGUAAAGCUCUUGGAUGUAUUUAACUUAAAAACUUUUCAUUACAUAUACCACUUCCUGUAUAAAAAUUGCCAAAACAGAUUAGUUGAGUAGCUAUAUUUUCCCCUUGAUCUGGUGGUUUGGUAUUAACUAAUAACCGGUAAAAAAUAAUUUGUAAACAUUAGAAAUUUUAUCUGUUUUACUAUCUUAAAUUUGGCAUAGUAUAAAUAGUAAAUUCUGUGAUUUGUAAAAAAAGUUCUCAGUUCUGUUAAUAUUAUUUUAGUUCUAGGAAUAAGAUCUUUAUUUUAAUUAUAAAAUUACUUGCAUUUACUCGUAUAUUAUUAGUUCUAAUCCACCAUAAGUUUUAAUUUUCAGGAUCACUCACAAAAAGUUCUGAAGUAUGUUCUUAAAAAAUAAUUAUUUAAUUAAGACAAUACAAUGUAGGGAGCUAAACAAACUUUCACAUCCUUUAGACUUUAUAUUCUUGUUAUACUGGUGUAUAAAAACAUGUUAAAUGAAAGUUUUCUAACAUGUACCAAAAUUAACACAUGUGUUUUAAUGUCCUUAUUGCUUUUGUUGAAAAAUUCAAUCAACCCUCUACCUGUGUAUGCAUCAUUUUUGAUUAUUAAAUCCAGUUUUUAAAGAUUA